AAAAAAAAAAAAAAAAAAAAAAACGUGAAUCCAUAUAACAUUUUGCAUAUAGAACCCUGAUCUCAAAAUUCAUCGAACAGUAAGAACUAGUGCAAAAGAAAUUAUCUUUAUUUCUUAAACCUACAUGUUUUAAUCUAUUUUUAUAUUAACUAUCAUAACAUUCUUGAAAUGUAAACAGCAUGUGCAGCUCGGUAAAUGUUCUUUCUCAUGCACUUGGCGGUCAGCAAAUAAUUGCCAAGCCAAACGAAGGUGGUGAUCAGAAUACACAAAAGGAUGGCAGCACAUUUGGAAAAUAUGAAACUGUUCCUUCUGUUGCAUCAAAUGGAUCAUUUGUUUCUAGCCCUCCUGCAUUUUCGUAUGCUCCGUCUACCAGCAUUGCAAACUUCAUGCCCAGUUUCACUGCUGCCUCCAGUAGCUGUCAUUUUGGGUCAAAUUUGUCACCUUCACCCCUUAUUAAGUUUGGUAUUUCUGAAGAUCAAUCCACUGCUGUUUUAGCAUCAUCAACUACCAAUGCAUCAGAACCAACAGUUUUCCAAUCCAAAGCAGAGAGCAGUUCUGUUUUUGGCGGCUUAAUUAAUAUAAACUCUAGCAUUUCAUCAUUUGCAGCAAGCUCUGGAAGUAACACUUUUCGACUUGGUUCUUCACUUGCGUCUUCAAUGGCAAAUGGUCAGUCUCAAAGUCUUCUUGGUGCAGCAAGUGGAUUUUUAACAUCCUCCGUUGGAAUUGUCUCACAGAGCACACCCAUUCAGUCUGGUACAUAUGCAUCAUUAUCGUCCUUCAAUAUCUCUAGUAGCACUUCUUUAGUUUCAUCCUCUUUCAGUUCCCAAGCAUUAAGUCCAAAUGGUACUUUGGGUUUUAGUUCAAGUUUGGUUCCCUCAUCAGCGACCAAUGGAAUUGGCUCUGGAAAUGGGCCAACAUCUAGUCUGUUCAAAUUUGUUGGAAGUUCUUCAGGUGUCAAUGUAGUUAGCUCUAGCAGCGGUGCGACUGGCUUAUCUAGUUUUGGCCCCAGUUCCUCCUCUUCUGGGACCAACACCGUUGGUUCUAGCAGUGGUGCCUCUUCUGGCAUAUUCAGUUUUAGUGGCAGUUCUUCAACUUAUAAUCCAGGGACCAAUGCUGCUUCCAACAGCACCAGUACUUCUGGUAUAUUUAAAUUUGGUGGAAAUUCUUUGGCUUCCUCAAUGUUUACUACUUCGACUUCAUUGACUGGAUUCUCCUUUGGUGCAUCCUCCUCUUCCUUUGCUACUAACGCUGCUCCAAUGGUAUUGAAUUCGUCUUCUGGUUCCUCUUCAAGCCUGAAAGUUUUCUCAUUUUCUGCAGCCCCUGCUGCAGCUUCCUCGCCUGUAUUUGGGAAUCCCUCUUCUCCCUUUGCAAACCACAAUCAAAUAAACACUGAAGACAGUAUGAUUGAGGAUUCAGUGCAGUCACCUUCUCUUCCUGUAUCUGGUCAACCAUCCGCCUCACCUUCUCCACCGGCAGUAAUGUUUGGGUUGGCAAGUACAUCACAAGCCAUUCCCUUUCAAUUAGGUAGCCAGCCAAACCAAGUUGCUCAGCAAAAUCCAUCUCCUUUCCAGGCAUCAACCAGUCUAGAACAUAAUGCUGGUGGGGGGUUCUCAUUGGGCAGUGGUGGCGGCGGUGACAAGUCAGGUCGUAGGAUUGUUAAAGUUAAUCGCAAUAAGCACAGGAAGAAGUGAAGAAAAUGAAGAGUAAAGCUUUUGUAUGCUUCAUGGACGCUGUUUAUCACUGAGAAGAAGAGUUGUUGAACAAUGAUGGAUAGAUUGACCCCCCGCCUAGCAUUUUAAAAGGCGUUGAUUUUAUUCACAGUAGAUUUUUAGAAGAAAAAUCUCACAAUUUUGAUCACUGUUUAACUCUUAAAAUGAUUGCAAUGUACCAGUAGAGCAAUACUUGAUGUUUGGUCAUGGAAUUUGUGCAAGUGACCAUGUUUUAGUGUACUUCGUUGUGUAACAUCAAAAGAGAGUGCUUAUAGAGAAAAUAUCUAGUUAAUUUCCGUUCCCUUUUCAUUUUCAA
Molecule: messenger RNA, 2025 nt
Organism: Olea europaea var. sylvestris
Lineage: Eukaryota; Viridiplantae; Streptophyta; Magnoliopsida; Lamiales; Oleaceae
Product: nuclear pore complex protein NUP1-like
Exons: 1
Coding region: 180-1691 (503 amino acids)
Source: RefSeq, a predicted model, not a curated record